AUGCCAUCUCCUGCGACGCCGCACCGGCCGGCGAAAGGUGGAGGCACCGCCAAAUCCACCCCGACAAAGCCGCUGGAUAUUGGUCAACCGCUGGGCGUCCACGAUACAAAUACCGUUCGCUCGAGAGUGCGAAAAUGGCAGCAGCAAGGUGGAGGAGUAAUUACGAUCAACGAUGGAGCCUACGAUGACGACGAGGAGAAUGCGAUCCAGGAAAAACCCAAGCCCAAGCCGGUCAAGGUCAAACCCGAUCGAGUCGAGAAGCCUGUCAAGGACAAAGAAAAGACGGCCACGGCUCCGGCGAUGCGCAAACGCAGUCACAGUACCCCACGAAAACGAGUGAUCAGUGAUGAGCAUUGGAGGAGAAACCGAUCUACGACCACAGUUUCAACGACACCGCGGCACCUCCCUGCCCCGAAGCGCAUCAAUGAAUACACGACGAAUGACGAGUCGGAGACCUCGAAACCGAGGAAAGAUGAUAAAAAUGAAGAUCUGGACAAGGGUCGUGAUCCCCCUCGGUCCAGAGCCCGGCGCGACACUGUCAUUUCUCGGUCCCCGACCCGCGACUGGAAGCGCGCGAGCUCCCGCAAAGAUGUUUCCUCCGUUGCAGAUAGUGAUGCGGAGACAGAUCUCCCUCGGUCGACGGUUAUGUCAGAUAUCCCCGAACGUCAGAAGCGACAAUCACCGCCUCCCGAGGACGUGGAAUGGGCCAAGAGCGAAGCAGACUUCACCGAGUUGUCGCGGAGGCGUGCUCGGGGGCCAGUGAAGGGGCCAAAGGGGGGAAUCUUCGCGCAUAUGCUGGACGAGUCAAGAAAGAUGUUCACCAGACCAGAGGCUGAGCCACCUAGGCCUGCUCCUCCGCCAACCGGAAACCGCGGAGCUAAAAUUGAAGCAUGGCUAGACGGCGAAGAGUCAAAGGGUGAUAUGCCCGGUCCUCUCGACAUAAAGUCAGCCCGAGCGCGGCGAUCCCAGAAAAUCACUGAUGAAAUCGCCUCGAGCACUUUCUCACGGUCCGAACUAUCGGUGGAGAGCGAAUCACGCCCAAAGAGUUCCCAUAGCCGACACUCCAAGGACAGGGAUCGCCCUUCAUCGUCCGAGAAGCCUCGCAAGUCCCAAGAUCGUGAUGCGACAUCGAACCCCAAGCGGUCCAGCGUAGACAAAAAGGUUGAAAGACCAUUAGCACUCCGCAUUCGAGAGGACAAAAAGCUCGACAAGCCAUACGAAGACAGCCUUGCACCCUCGGAAUCUGACCUCCAACCCUUUUCGGAGGGAUCAGAGGUCUCUGCGAACAAUGCGCCUGUUCCCACCGGCCCCAAACGGCCUUUCCCAACUACCGGGAACCACAGACUCUCAACGAUCGCAUCCAGCGAGACCCUAACGCAUCCCCAGACCGUCGAAGAGGCAGAGGAAGCUGCCGAAGAAAAAGAUCAAUUCGAUCCUGAUUCGCUACCCCAAGUGACAUCACAACUCAAGAGACGACUCACCACGCAUAAUGAUCUGAUGUCCGUGUUAUCGGGUCCUGGCCGAAGCAGAAGCAACCGAUCCAAUCGAAGCAUUCGCUCUAAUAAGAGCCGUCUGGCCAACGCAACAAUUUCCGACAUCAUGGCCGAGCUCUCCGGCGACGAGACAAAGUACAUGCGCGAGCUGAAAACUAUUGUUGGUGGUGUGAUUCCAGUUCUACUGACCUGCGUGCUGUCGCGUUCUGAUUCAGCUAUUGCCGCGGGCCUGUUCCGGCCCUCCAUGGAUCCGACUGACGAUGUGAACUUCUCGAAGCCCAUCGUUAAUAUGGGCGUGGCCAUUGAGCGGUUGAAGACGUUGCACAAGCGAAUCCCGCAAGAUAACGCCGACGCAUUGCUGACGUGGGCUCAAGGGGCCCAGCGCGUGUACCGCGAGUACCUCAAAGCCUGGAGACUUGGCUUUAAAGAUGUCAUUGUGAACCUUGCUCCCCUGGAAGAAGACGAAGCCAAUCAACUGGCCGAGACCAGGAGUUUGGACGAAGGUUUGGAGCGCGACGAGAACGGUGAUGUGAUUGGCAGUGAUGGCGAGAAGGUUGAUGUCGCUUACCUGCUGAAGCGACCCUUGGUCCGCCUCAAGUACCUUUCCAAAACCUUCAAGGGAAUCAAUACUUUACAACCUUCGCCUAAGGCGGAGGAAGUUGCAGGGGUUUAUCAAGAUCUUGUGACUGAUGCACGCAAACGAGCCCGAGACGAACGAGCGAGGCUGGAAGAUGAGUCUGCCUCCAACAUCGAUGCGACCCGUGCACGAGACCCUGCGACCUUGGGUGUACUCCAAAACAUAAAUGUUGAUCACAGCCGCCGAGUCAGAGCUCGUGACUUCUUCAAUUUGUCUCUAUAUCAUUCCAGCGGGCAAUUGGUUGACUGCCGGGCGGAAUUGCUCUAUCGAGACAAUACUCCAAGCAACGGACCUGGAGGUGAUCUGAUGAUCUGCGAGAUCGAUCAUUCGGAACGUUGGCUUCUUUUCCCGCCAAUGGAUUUGCGAUGUGUUUCGGCCCGUACUGGCGAUAGCAAAGGCGAGAUUGUACUCAUGCUCCGCAGUGCCCCGGAUGCAGAGAAGUACUGGCAGGAGCUCAUCUCCCUUCGUAUCGACGAAGUCGAGGUUGGUCUUGAAUGGAUCCAGUUAUUAGGCUCUGACCCCAUCCCUCCGACGAUAUUCCGAACUCAAAGCUUUAUCAGCCGAGCCAAACAGCACAAGGCUCGCAAGUCAGAUGUUGAAUCGCCACCACGACCCAAUGCCAGCGAUGUUGAUAUUCCCAUUGGCGAGAAGCCUUUCAGCAAACGCCGCUCUUUGACACCAAAGGAGCAGUACUCCGAACCUAGUACAGUUAACUCUGCUAUUACCGAGAACAGAAGCUCUGUCUGUUCGACCGCUACUCGUGAAACUGAUUACACCACCGGAGGAUCGGAGCUCUCUACAAAACAGUCUCGUCCCGGUCUACCACUUCUCCCCUCUACUGUAAGCUCGGAAAAGUCUCCGUCCGGCUUGAAGAGAUCCAAGGCGAAGCGAAUGUCCCGCUACGGGGAUAGCCCAUCAGAAACACCAUCUUCUCCAAUCGGUGCUCCAGACAAUGCCGUGGCCCCUCCAGCGCCUCAACCGCAGCCGGAGCCGGAGCCAGAGCCAGAGGCCCAGCCCAAGACACUUCAGCAACCAGAACCCAGAUUCUAUGGAGGUAGCAAGGAUACUUCUAAAGAUUCACGCUUGCCAAAGCCCAAGUCUCCCCCCGAAGACACCGCAAGCCCCUCGUGGAAGAGAAUCCCCGGAGGAAUCGCCGCGCGUAUCGUCCACGCCGUCAGCUCAUCUUCCCCAAAUUCCCAAGCUUCGCACCCAACUAGCGUUGACGUUGAUGCGGAAGAGGACUAUCCUCCCCUCGAGUCUCUGCCUGAUCAAGAAGAAGAAGUUCCAGAGACUCCCACAAGAACGAGAAGAAAGUCUCGGCGCAAGUCCAAGCAUGAUGAUAAGCACGACGAUGCGCCCCCGCCACCACCACCUCAUCGCUCCCCCAGCGCAAAGGUGAACAACAACCAGCCUACUCUCAGCCCGUCAGCUGUUCGUCUCAAGCGCCGUGGAUCGUCCCCUCUGAAGCACGAAUAUGAACCCUCUACUGCUUCCGACUACUCAGAGACCGACUCCGAUGCUUCGACCGUGCGACAUUACUCUUACUCAUCGUCCGAAUAUUCAAGAUCUGAUUCUGAAUCCGAAUCCGACUAUUCGUCAGAAUCAGAGGACGAGGCUCAUCUCCCCAAGCCAAAGAUACACGAUACCGCUACCGCUACCUCCGAGACAAGCUCUCUGUCGCCUUCCAACUCUGCAUCGCAGAGUGGCUACCGUACAGUUCCCGUACAACCUACCAAGUCGACCAAGGUCAUUGCAUCUCUUUUCGCAUGGUCAGAUAAAGGUAGCUGGGAAAGUCUGGUUCCCGACGAGUGUAACAUCGUCGUCAGCCCGGGCCUCAUUGAAGCAUUCAAGAUGACUCCUGAUUCCAACACAAAUUCGUCUGAUCGAUCAUCCCGAUCGUCGCGUCCACUCAUUUCUAUGGAACUGACACCACUCGUUCCCCUCCGCCGCGGAACCGCUAUCGAUAUCAGCGUCCGCUCCCCUCCAACUAACCGAUCCAAGAUCACUUCGAGCAACAAUAUCAUGUUCCGCUCCCGCACCCCUGACGAGUGUGAUUCGCUUUAUGGCCUCAUCAACCAAGCCAGAAUCAAUAACCCCACCUACAUCGCCCUCCAGAAUGCCCGUGGCAGCACCUUCGACAACCCAAUCCCGAACUACGAGCCAGAUUCCAAGUCUGGUGGUGCCUGGUUCGGCUUCCCUCGUCGCAGGAAGAGCUACCGCGCCUCCAGCUCCCCCCGUUCUCUCGCCGAAGGCUCCGAGAGCAGUGUAGGCACCAUGAGCUCCGCCUUCUCCGCCCUAAAGCGCUUCGGCGGCGGAAGCAAGAUGUUUAACAUCUCUCGCUCGACUGUGGAAUCUCGCAGCGGCCGUGAGGGUAGCAUGUACUCCGGCGAGGAGGGGUAUAGCCACUCACCAUCUGGUGGAAUCGGCCGCAUCGCCGCCGCCAUCAAGGGCGCCGAUGGCAUCGGUCUAUCAAAUGCCAAGAUCCGCAUCUAUCUCCGCGAAACCGCCUCCAAGUGGCGCGACAUGGGCGCUGCCCGUCUAACAAUCAUGCCCGCUCCUCCCAAGAACCCUCCUUCUCGCCCUGGAACCGCCGUCAGCGGCCGUAGCGAGGGUAGCGGCACACACGGCGAUGGAACCGGCUCCUCCCCUCCAAGCUCCGGCGCGACAACGCCCCGCCGUGACGUCGAAACUGAGAAACGUAUUAUAAUCCGCGGCAAGACCCGCGGAGAAGUGCUUCUUGAUGUCUGUCUUCCUGAAAGCUCGUUCGAGCGCGUUGCUCGGACGGGAAUUGCUGUCUCUGUUCAUGAGGAUACUGCCGGUGGCGGCGUCGCGAAACAAGGAGGUGUUACUGCUAGCUCUCAGCGCAUCUAUAUGCUUCAGAUGAAGAGCGAGGCGGAGACUGCUUAUACAUUUGGCCUUGUUGGUAAACUACGAUACUAG
Molecule: messenger RNA, 5070 nt
Organism: Penicillium cosmopolitanum
Lineage: Eukaryota; Fungi; Ascomycota; Eurotiomycetes; Eurotiales; Aspergillaceae
Exons: 4
Coding region: 1-5070 (1689 amino acids)
Cellular component (GO): site of double-strand break; nucleus
Source: RefSeq, a predicted model, not a curated record